AUGCUGUCGUGGACCGCUUCGGUCGUUCUCGUCAUAGUCAUCAGCAAUGUCAUUCGCCAGCUCCUUCCACGGCCGAAAAGCGAACCACCGCUGGCAUUUCACUGGUUACCAUUCCUGGGCAAUGCAAUAGAGUACGGAAUCGACCCCUAUAAGUUCUUCUUACGCUGUCGUGAAAAGCACGGCGACAUCUUCACAUUUGUGCUUCUCGGCAAGCGAAUCACUUGUUACCUUGGAGUUGAAGGCAACGAAUUCAUCUUAAACGGAAAACAUCAAGAUCUCAAUGCGGAGGAAAUAUACUCUCCUUUGACUACCCCAGUGUUCGGAGCUGAUGUUGUAUAUGAUUGCCCCAAUGCGAAGCUGAUGGAGCAGAAAAAGUUUGUCAAGUUCGGACUCACUACACAAUCCUUUGAAUGUUACGUCCCACUCAUUGAGUGCGAGGUUCUGGACUACAUCAGAUCUGCUUCUGCCUUUCAAGGAGAAAGUGGGACGAUUAAUGUGUGCCAGGCAAUGUCCGAGAUCACAAUCCUUACGGCCGCGAGGGCCUUACAAGGAGAAGAAGUACGGCAGAAACUCUCAGCAGAGUUUGCGUUGUUAUAUCACGACCUCGACAUGGGCUUCCAGCCCAUCAACUUCCUUAUGCCUUGGGCACCCCUACCUCACAACAAGAAGCGAGACGAAGCGCACAUGAAGAUGAAGAAUAUUUACAUGGAUAUAAUCGAAAGGCGUCGCAGAAAUGCCGAGAUAGAGGGCUCGGAUAUGAUAUGGAACCUUAUGAACUGCGAGUACAAAGAUGGAACACCUGUACCGGAUGCGGAAAUUGCAUGUAUCAUGAUCACGCUACUCAUGGCGGGACAGCAUACCUCAGCAUCCGCAAGCUCUUGGAUCAUGGUGCAUUUGGCGUCGCGACCUGAUAUUGUCGAGCAACUAUACCAAGAGCAAUUAAAAUACCUCGGUCGUAAUGGGGAACUGGCGCCACUACAAUACCCGGACGUGGAAAAACUUCCUCUGAUGCAAAGUGUCAUCAAGGAGACCUUGCGCAUGCACUCAGCCAUUCACUCUGUCAUGCGAAAAGUCAAGAGACCUAUGCGAGUUCCCGAUACUUCAUACAUCAUCACGCCAGACAAGGUCCUCCUCGCAUCCCCGUUGGUCACGGCAAUGAGCGAGGACUACUUCGACAACGCUGAACAGUGGGAUCCUCAUCGCUGGGCCUCCAUCAAAGCCUCAUAUGUUGACCAUGUCGAUAUUGGUGACGAUGCCUCCAUCUCCAAAGGAUCUAAGAGCCCUUACCUUCCUUUCGGAGCUGGUCGCCAUCGCUGCGUCGGCGAGAAAUUUGCGUAUCUCAAUCUCACUGUGAUCAUCGCCUCUCUAGUACGCAACUUUCACUUCUACACACUGGACGGCACACAGACGGUGCCGAAGACAGAUUACGCAUCGCUUCUGUCACGACCAAAGGAGCCAAGCACCAUAAGAUGGGAGCGCCGAGAUGCGAAAACCAGUCAACGAACACUGUGA
Molecule: messenger RNA, 1512 nt
Organism: Phaeoacremonium minimum UCRPA7
Lineage: Eukaryota; Fungi; Ascomycota; Sordariomycetes; Togniniales; Togniniaceae
Product: putative cyp51a protein
Exons: 2
Coding region: 1-1512 (503 amino acids)
Biological process (GO): ergosterol biosynthetic process
Molecular function (GO): heme binding; iron ion binding; monooxygenase activity
Source: RefSeq, a predicted model, not a curated record